UUUGGCGAAAAAAGACAAUACCAGUUGAACAAUGGAGAAACGUGCUGGAAGAAUCGUUCUCGUUCUUUGUGUGACACUUGCAACGGGAAAUUAUGCAUCGAGCGCGGAAGUUUCCUCGAUGAUCGAUUUUCGCUCGCAAGAGGAUGACCGUGGAUCGAACGACUCCGAUCCUAAGCCCGUCGUCGGUCUAAACGAAGUCAACGAAGAGGAUAAUGAUUUUCGUAAACCUGACGAGUCGAGGAAACCGAAGUACGAUUUUAUACGAGACGACUCAACGAAACGACCAGACGUUCUCGAUAACAUUCAAAUCGUCGUCAAUGGAAAAGCAGUGGGAUCGAACGUCGAUGAGUGCCGAAGUGGCGUUUGCAAGGUGUCCGUGUCGUCCAACCGAGAUAAAGAUGGGAACAUCGUAACGGACGUGCAUCUCAGGAUAAUAACGAAAGUCGAGCCCGAUCCUAAGAUCAACGACAUUCCAGUAAUCGAUGGGAUCCAUGGCGUGCAUUCUCCACAUUUUCAUUCUGGUUUUCGCCCUUCGAACUCUUUUCAUUCGCCAACCCAUGGAUACGACAAUGUUCCACAGAUUCAAACUCGUUAUCAUGGCGGUGAACCUUGGUAUCAGGGUCCAAGGAAUUUCCAAAGGCCUCAAAUUGUCUGGCGCUCUCAUCAUCCGGGGGAAUCCGCGAGCAGACGAUUCCCAAGCUAUGGCGGACGGUCGUUCGGUAAACCGGUCGUGGACGAUAAAAUCGAACCGCCGCUUAGCAAGACCCAAGGCAGCGACGAAUGAAAGGCAUCGAUUCGCGUUUUAUCCAUUUUGUUUCAAUUAUUUGUUAUAGAGUUCAAUAAAUAUACAAGCAUUAUCGAACAAUCGUAUAUUUCAUUUUCGUUUCACAAGAAGGAUAUUUCAAAGGAAAACGCGAAGAAUUGCAUGAUCCCGAUAUUAAAUUAGCCAGAUAAAUCGAUAGAAUUUACGAUUCAAAUUUGAGAUAAUCUAACGGUCACUUAACCGAUGGCGAUUAGUUCUUUCAGUUAUCGAGGUACGCAACGAUUCUUCUUACGUAGAUGGCGAGCUGAAUCGUUCUUAUUAAAUACAUCGAGUAUUUCUAUGGCAUUUGGGUAAGUAUAUUUCAUAAGUAAAGGAUUAAGAAUAUUGUCUGUAAACCUGAGUUACAGAUGAUCUUGGUGUAAAAAGGAAAAAGAAAAUAA
Molecule: messenger RNA, 1203 nt
Organism: Hylaeus volcanicus
Lineage: Eukaryota; Metazoa; Arthropoda; Insecta; Hymenoptera; Colletidae
Exons: 3
Coding region: 32-784 (250 amino acids)
Source: RefSeq, a predicted model, not a curated record